Molecule: messenger RNA, 4002 nt
Organism: Salvelinus sp. IW2-2015
Lineage: Eukaryota; Metazoa; Chordata; Actinopteri; Salmoniformes; Salmonidae
Source: RefSeq, a predicted model, not a curated record
UCCAGCCAACUUGGCACAACUGUGGGAAGCAUUGGAGUCAACAUGAGCCAGCAUCCCUGUGGAACGCUUUUGACACAUGGUACUUCAUGCCCCGGUGAAUUAAGGCUGUUCUUAGGGCAAAAGGGGUGCAACUCAAUAUUAGGAAGGUGUUCCUAAUAUUUUGUACACUCAGUGUAUAUAUUGUGGACUUUGUUAACUGGAAAUGUGCACAUGUGAAGGUGAAAUCAACACAAAAAAAUACUUUAUUAAUAUAACGGCACAUUAGUGAGUGAUACUCUGAAGAAGCACAGAGGCUGCUGCUCUCUCCCCAGUGACUGUUGGACAUUCAAGCCAUGAGUGCCAGUUUGGAAAUUAUCGAACAGUUACAUUAUACAGUCAGUGGGACUGUCAGAUUGCCAUUGAUGAUUCAGAUUUUCACUGAACCCGGAUACACCCUGUUCACCAUUACAUAAGUGUUGGUUGGGAGGCAGGGUGGUGUGAUUAGGUACCCUGGGGGCAGAUCAAUCAGCAGCCCCACUCUGGGACUCACAUCCACUGCAUGUGAUCUGUGUGACAACAGCAUCUCCAGCCAACAAUAGUAGACAGGUACAGGCAGAGUGAAACUGGGAAACACUUGAUGUUGCCUUGCCAAGGACCUCAGUCCUUGGUCCAUUUUUGGUUCCAUCGUUGCAUACAAACUGAUGAUGUCAGGGAAGAGAGGGAAUGGGCCAUGGCAGGUUUCAGUGAGCAAAAGGGACAGGGCGAGAGGAGGGAGAGCCAUAGACCGGCAAGGAAUCAAGGGGUAGAGAAAUUAUACUGAUACGGGUGUCCCUCAAUGCAGUUAACACGAAAGUGCUAAAACUAAAAUGGCCUUAGAGGAAGGGAGUUUUAUUCAGGUUUGUACAAUGUGUGUUUUCCGUGUGUGUUAAAACUAAAGAGAGAUAGUGGUGAAGCUUGAGGCAGUAGGCUAUAUGUUCACAAUCCAUAUCAUGAGAAAAGAAGUGUCAAUUUUGAAGUAAUCUUUGACAUUCAAACUCAACUUAGCCUAUGACCUUAUAGCUGCAGACAUGUUGUCCUCUAUAGGCUGUUGUCCUCUAAAAAGUAUGAUAUAUUAUUAUGAAGCUGCCCUUAUUAUGUCUAUAUCCAUCAAUCAAACCAUAUAGUCAAAUACAAUUCUGCAAUCAGAACAAUGCAAAUCUGAAUGUAUAUGUUAAACAACUAUGCUGAACGAAACUAGGUUGUCUGUGAAUUGUAAAUACCAUGAUUUUUACAAUAAGCCUACUGCUUGGAGGAAUUUGACUGUUUGUGUUUGUGGUGGGUGGGUGGCCUCAUAUUUCAAACCCUCGUGACAGAUGUCGUAGGCCUAUGGGUGUGGUUUACCUUCUACCUUGUUGCCAUCCAUCCAUAACGUACGUGCAAAUGCUGACUUGUGGUGAAUUCACCUGCGGAGCCUCUUCUGCAUUCUUCAAGCUCUAUGAAUGAUACCUAUUGAACACAAUGCUAACCAAAGCUAAGAAUUCAUAUAAUUAUUUUGAUUCAACUCCAUGGGACGGUAGGAAAGAAUAUGGGCAAUUUUGUUUUUCCUUUUCCUACCAAUGGAUAAAUGAGGCGUCAUGAUUUUCUUAAAUCUUGGGAUGUUGACUAGCCUAUGAACAACUUAUGCAGCUUGCUCGAUUAUUGUACUUUGCUGGUGUUAAUUUUCUAAUUCAAUGUUUAAUAUUAGUUUAUUAUGUAUUCGACUUCUUAGAAGACGCUACUGUAAACCUAGUCUACAGCCAUCACUAAAGAAGCAGAAAAGCAUAAGAGGAUCGAAUAGUCAAAAUGAUGGAUCUUCUAUAACAUUUUCUUUCCUCUACUGACGCUCACGUCUUCUCCACGCCUGAGCCUACAGUACAUUUUGUAAGUUACUCCUGACCUUAGUCUUGUUAUAAAAUGAACAACAGUAUGCUAAUGUAAUCGGUUGUAAUGGAAACCUUAUUUUAGCUAAUAAUGUAGGUCUACAUUUUGUCUUUAGGAUAUUAUUCCAAAUGUAUUCAUUAUAACCUCUAAGUUGUAUGUGACUGUUGAUCUUUUGGGGGGGGGUUCAUGAUGGCAAACAUACAUUCACAAUAGCAAAAUGUAGACAAAACUAUGUGGGUUAAUAACCUUGAAAUUAGUAUUACAUGGAAGUUGUUAUAUCUCUGGAACUGGAUGUUUGUUAGUUUAUUUUCACCAACUUUGAGAGGAAUAGGAAACAAGGUAUACCUUCAGCUUUCCUAAUCAAUGUUGUGUUGAAAGGUACAUGAUGUAAAUAUCUUGGGCUGUGUGAUGCUCUGAGUCCUUGGCCAAGCACAGAUAACAAGCCUCUCUGGAGCAUCACCUAGGACACUGACCCUCAGAGACCUGCAGUUGCCUCUAGUUCUGACUGGCUGUAUCCCCUUAUUGGUCUCACAUUAAUAAAACAAAGUACCUCAUUUUGAUAACUACUUAUGCUCUUCAUUUAACCCGUUUAUAUGCUCAUGUUUUUUUUGCCAGUGAGUUGCUAACCCCCCCUCCUCUAUUUCUCGCUCUCUCUCUCUCUCUUCAUUCUUUCUAUUCAUGUCCUACUGCAUGCAGCAGCCAAUGGCCCGAUGCCGAUGCAAUGGAACGAUCUUGUGCCUCUGCCUCAUGCCCUGUGUGAUGAUGGGACAUCUCCUGGUUUAUAUCAUGGUGUCCAUAUUUGUAUCCAUAUCCUACUCCCCUCCCCACCUACCUGUCCACUUUGUUGCCCCAGGGGUCUCUGCCAACUCUGGGGCACUGGCCUCCCAUCCCCUGGGCCCCUUCUGGAACCUUCGCCUGGAGGACAGUGCUUUGUGGAACCAGCUUCAGCAUCUCUGGGACCGGCGCCAUAACCCCAUUUUGAGGGGCAACUCAACUGCAGGUAUGAUCACAAGGAUUAGCACUCAGCCACCAGAGAUGGAGGUCUCCUCAGACUGUGGCCCAGACAAGUGCUGGCUGCCUCACCUACCUGACUUCAAUACCCUGCCAGAGCAGAUGAGGGCAUUCGUCCAGUCCAUGCAUUGCAGGGUGUACCCCUUCCUCAUGAACCAGCCCAGAGUGUGUGCUGGCAAUGAAAGCACUGGGCCGGAGCUACCUAUGCUGCUAAUGGCCAUCAAAUCCCAGGUGGGUAACUUUGAAAACAGGCAGGCUAUCCGGGAAACAUGGGGGAGAAGUGGCUGGGUGAAGGGGGAGCUCGGGGGGAGAGGUGGGCUGGUGCGCACAGUCUUUCUGCUGGGUAGACAGGACUCGACAACGGGCCCUCACCCAGACCUUGGGGGCCUCCUGAUGCUGGAGAGCCAGCAGUAUGGGGACAUCCUGCAGUGGGACUUCAGGGACACUUUCUUUAACCUGACCCUGAAAGAUCUGCUUUUCUGGCAUUGGCUUCAGAACCACUGUCCAGGGGCACAGUUUGUCUUCAAGGGUGAUGAUGAUGUUUUUGUUAGGACAAGUUCUCUCCUGGACUACCUGCAUAAACAGAGGGAGGAGAACGGCAUGUGGAGCGCAGAUAGGAACAAAACUGAGAAGAUAAAGGAUUUAUUUGUGGGGGAUGUAAUUCAGAAUGCAAUGCCAAACCGACAGCCAACCACCAAAUACUAUAUCUCAGAGAGUUUUUACAAAGGUGCAUACCCACCAUAUGCUGGUGGAGGAGGGGUGGUGUACUCUGGUGCACUUGCUAUGCGUCUGAGACAAGUGUCAGAGAGGGUGCAUCUGUUCCCCAUCGAUGAUGUGUAUCUGGGCAUGUGCCUCCACAGACUUGGGGUGGCCCCCAUCCAUCACCCUGGAUUUUAUACCUUUGAUCUCCCAGAAACAGAGAGGGAGAAGCCUUGUUCUUACAGCUCUGUGCUACUGGUUCAUAAGCGAAACCCUAAAGAGAUGCUCACACUAUGGAGGCGGCUGCAGAGUCCACCCUCACCAUGCUGAAGAAACUAGACCACCAGACCACGGUCAUUAGGCUGUGGUGUAAAGUACUUAAGUACAAAUACUUUAAAGUACUACUUAAGUCGU